Messenger RNA from Pyricularia pennisetigena, 1407 nucleotides. RefSeq lists its product as uncharacterized. NCBI's taxonomy places the organism in Eukaryota, Fungi, Ascomycota, Sordariomycetes, Magnaporthales, Pyriculariaceae. The record is from RefSeq and is a predicted model, not a curated record. Bases 1 to 1407 code for a protein of 468 amino acids. Gene Ontology annotation, cellular component: cytosol. Gene Ontology annotation, molecular function: argininosuccinate lyase activity. The transcript is spliced from 2 exons.
AUGGCCGAGUUACCGUCACAUGAAAAAAAGGCAAACAUGCUCUGGGGUGGGCGCUUUACAGGCGGACUGGACCCGCUGAUGGUGGCAUACAACGAGAGCAUCUACUUUGACAAGAACCUGUACCGCCAGGACAUACUCGGAAGCAUCGCCUUCGCACGAGCCAACAGCAAAGCUGGUGUCAUCACCCAGGCAGAGUUUGAACAGAUCGAGAAGGGUCUACUCGAGGUUCAGAAGGAGUGGGAGGCCGGUACCUUCAAGAUUGUGCCGGGUGCGGAUGAGGACAUUCACACUGCCAACGAACGACGACUAGGCGAGAUCAUCGGCAAGGAUGUCGCCGGAAAGCUUCACACGGGCCGUUCGCGCAACGAACAGGUGGUGACCGACAUGCGCAUGUGGUUGCGCGAUGAACUGCGCAAGAUUGAGUCGUACCUCGUCAGCUUCCUGACCGUCACUGCCGCCCGCGCGGAGCGGGAGAUCGACCUGGUCAUGCCCGGAUACACACACCUUCAGCGCGCCCAGCCCAUCCGGUGGAGCCACUGGAUGUUGUCUUACGGACUUGUCUUCGCCUCUGACCUCGAGCGCCUGAGGGAGGUGAUCAAGCGGGUCAACCGCUCGCCUCUGGGCUGCGGCGCGCUUGCCGGCAACCCGUUCGGCAUCGACCGUGAGAUGAUGGCCAAGGAGUUGGGCUUCGAUGGCCUCAUGUGGAACUCAAUGGGCGCUGUUGCCGACCGUGACUUUGUCGCCGAGACCCUGCAGUGGGGUGCCAUGUUGAUGCAACACAUCAGCCGGUGGGCCGAGGACUUGAUCAUCUACUCGACGGCCGAGUUCGGCUUCGUGCGCCUGGCAGAUGCCUAUUCGACCGGUAGCAGCUUGAUGCCGCAGAAGAAGAACCCGGACAGCCUGGAGCUGCUGCGGGGGAAGAGCGGGCGUGCCUUUGGUCACAUGGCUGGCUUCAUGAUGGUGCAGAAGGGCCUGCCGAGUACCUACAACAAGGAUCUGCAGGAGAGCAUUGAACCAAUGCUGGACCACGUCCGCACCGUCUCGGACAGCAUACAGAUCGCCGAGGGCGUGCUUGCUACCCUGGAGGCGCGGGGUGACAAGAUGCAGGCUGCAUUGGACCCGUUCAUGCUGGCCACGGAUGUGGCUGACUACCUGGUGCGCAAGGGCGUGCCUUUCCGCGAGACGCACCACAUCUCUGGAAGGUGCGUGGCGCUGUCGGAGCAGACCGGAGUGCCGAUGGACAAGCUCACGUACGAGCAGCUGCGGGAGAUUGAUGAGCGAUUCGAGCCCGACAUUGCCGAGUCGUUCGACUACGACAAGAGCGUAGAGAUGAGGUCUGCCAAGGGCGGCACCUGCAAAGAGGCUGUGCUGGAACAGGUCAAGGUGUUGAGGAAGAUGCUGGAGUGA